AUGAACGAUCGAACCGUAGACCGGGCUACUAACCAGCACGGCAUCAAUAUAGCAGACGGCUUGACCGGCUACACACCUCGCAAUAACGUGGAGAGGUUCCUCAUAGAGUCCUUUCCGGGCAAUCCCGGAAUACGGGACAUGUUCAUCACGGUGGACGAGGAAAUAGACGCAGAACUGCGCUCACUUGGAUAUGAGGGUACGGGAGAGCAGUUCGCGGAACGUCGCAAACAGUACGACGAUCGCUGCAACGCAAUGAUAGCCAGGGCAGGGGGCGCGUUGCCUAUCUGUGGAGCGAAGCCAAAACGAGGCGACGCGAUCCGCAUUGUCGACCUCCCAGGUUCCGACAUCGUGAUCCGGCUCUUUGACGGCGGGCUGCAGGACGCACGACAGUACUUGCUCGACUUCAUCGACCGCCACACACGAGCACCAGUUAACGCACCCGAAGACUACGUCAUCUACCGUCUCGCGGCUGAGGAGGCGGACACGUACCCACUGAAAUCAUGGGAGACGGCCACGGGCAUCUCGCGAGACCACGUCCCUCCCGGCGAGGAAAGGUUUAGCGUGAUCGAGGCUCUGACGUACAGGGUGGAAUACCCUACUGGAUUCGUGGAGUUCGUAGCCCCGGUGCGGCAGGCUCAGAACCUCGUCCCUGUCGUAGAGGCUGUCCAGAAUUAG
This is a messenger RNA of Rhodofomes roseus, 675 nucleotides long. RefSeq lists its product as uncharacterized. Lineage: Eukaryota; Fungi; Basidiomycota; Agaricomycetes; Polyporales; Fomitopsidaceae. The transcript is spliced from 3 exons. The record is from RefSeq and is a predicted model, not a curated record. Bases 1 to 675 code for a protein of 224 amino acids.